AUGGCUUCAACAGGCAUCGAAGCCCUUCGCGACCAACAUGACAAGGCCGUGACCGAAACCAUUGAAACCGAAACCGCUCCCGAGAAAGAAUGGGGCGUCAUCAUCCAAGGAGCCAAGGAAGCGACCGACCUCGAACACUCCCAAGGCAUUCUCGAGGCCGUUCGUCUCCAGUGGAAAGGCGUCGCCUGGGCCUCGCUUCUCUCCCUUACCAUUGUGCUCUACGGAUACGACAAUGCCCUCAUCAAUAACUUUUACGGCUACCCGGCCUUCCAAAAGGCAUACGGGGUACCUCACGGAGACGGCUACCAGAUCGCUGCAAAGUGGCAAACUGGCCUUUCACAAGCCAGUAUCGUGGGCAUCAUCCUCGGCGCUACAUUCAACGGCUUCCUCUCGUCCAGGUUCGGCUACAAGAAAGUCAUGCUGGUCGGCCUUGUCCUGAUGACGGGCUUUGUUGCCAUCCCAUUCAGCGCACGUAACGUCGAAACGCUGCUUGUCGGCGAAAUCUUUUGCGGAAUGGUCUGGGGCGCGUUCGCGUCCAUCGGACCGGCGUACAGCUCUGAGUGUCUUCCUAUUUCACUGAGAGGCUUCCUGACCAGCGGUGUCAACAUUAUGCAAAUCAUCGGCCAGCUCGUCGCAAUCGGCGUGCUUGAUGGCUUGGUCGGGCUGGACUCUCAGUGGUCCUACAAGAUCCCGUUCGCCAUACAAUGGGUCUGGCCUGUGCCACUCUUCAUAGGGUGCCUAUUCGCGCCCGAAUCUCCGUGGUAUCUCGUCCGCAAGGGUCGACUUCAGGAGGCAGAACACAGCCUCCGUCGCCUCAGUUCGAAGAGUGACACCAAGAUCAAGGAGCAUCUCGCCAUGAUCAUUCAUACCGUCAACUACGAGGAAGAGGUACGGACAGGCUCAUCGUAUAUCGACCUGUUUCGAGGUAGCAACCUGCGCCGGACGGAAAUCUGCUGCUUGUCAUUCGCCGGUCAAGUGUUCAACGGCCUCUUCAUGAUGAAUCCUGGAACGUACUUUUGGGAGCAAGCAGGCCUCUCUGCCAAGAAUAGCUACAAAGUCUCCGUGGCUGCUACUGCUAUUGGACUGCUCGCAACCUGCAUUGGCUGCGUUCUUAUCGCUCAUCUAGGCCGUCGCAGCCUCUAUCUCUGGGGCAUGGUCUUUAUGACUGUUGUCAACGUCCUCAUUGGCAUUCUGGCAACAGUUCAUGCAAAUGAAGGCACCAAAUGGGGACAAGUCGCCCUUACCAUCCUCUGGGUAUUCUGCUACGAUAUCUCGGUAGGGCCAGCAGCAUAUGCAACAUCUAGCGAGGUCUCUGCCGUCAGUCUACGGGUACAGAGUGUCGCUGCAGCAAAGAUUGCACACCAGAUCUUUGACAUUAUCGCUGCUGUGCUCGAACCGUAUAUGAUCAACCCCACGGCUUGGGGUUGGGCUGGAAAGACGGCCUACUUCUGGGGCGGAACCUCGGUGCUUGUGACAGUAUGGGCAUUCUUCCGAUAUCCUGAAACGUUCAAGAGAUCGUAUGAAGAGCUUGACAUACUGUUUGAAAGGGGCAUUCCUGCGCGCAAGUUUCGCAAGUAUGAUGUUGACGCUUAUGACCUUAAUGGCCAGCAAGUUCAGGAGAAGUCUGGUUAA
Messenger RNA from Trichoderma reesei QM6a, 1632 nucleotides. RefSeq lists its product as uncharacterized. Gene Ontology annotation, biological process: carbohydrate transport; transmembrane transport. Bases 1 to 1632 code for a protein of 543 amino acids. Gene Ontology annotation, cellular component: membrane. The record is from RefSeq and is a predicted model, not a curated record. Gene Ontology annotation, molecular function: carbohydrate:proton symporter activity. The transcript has a single exon. NCBI's taxonomy places the organism in Eukaryota, Fungi, Ascomycota, Sordariomycetes, Hypocreales, Hypocreaceae.